AUGGCGCGGUCAUGUCGGGGACUAUCGAUUCACACACUAGCUCACAUACCACUUCGGGGUGGUUAUCAGGCGCCCCGUGGAGUCCAGCAUAGGAGCACAACAUUAGCGAGGGUUUAUGCUUUGACGUCGGGAGAUGCCGAGGCUGCUGGAGACAUUGCUACAAGUGCCACCCAUUCCUUUGUAUCGUCAGGGCAUGUUAAAGUAGCUGGGGUGGAAGCACAAUUAUUAGAUGUUGAGUUGUUUGUAGCCUCGCAGACUGGAUCUACUGUGAGGUAUAGGAAGUUAGAUUCGCCUGCAACAAACAAACAUGAUGAGCUUGAUUUUGAGUUCUUGGGUGGCGGGGACAAUAACAAUUAUGUUUUGCAAACUAAUGUGUUUGCCCACGGCUAUGGAAAUAGAGAGCAAAGAAUUCGUCUUUCGUUUGAUCCCACGAAGAGGUUUCAUUCUUACAAAAUGCUUUGGAACUUGAAACAAAUAGUUUUUUUGGUGGAUGAUAUUCCAAUCAGGAUGUUCAAGAAUAUCCCGAGAUUGAGUUACAUUUCACAGCCAUUGCAGAUAAAAGGAACCAUAUGGCAAGCAGAUUGGAUAUUACCUCCCAAUACCAAAAUGGAUUGGAGGAAUGGACCCUUCAAAGCCCAAUAUGGAAGGUUUAACAUUAGUGGUUGCGGAGUUCUCAAUUGUCAGAAUUGGACACCCACUAAGGAUCAACAAAAGGCUUAUAAAAAUGUGAGACAAAAUCUCAUGGUUUAUGAUUAUUGCACUGAUCCAACAAGAUUCAAGGGAACAAUCCCACCAGAAUGCAAAUACAACCAAUAA
Malania oleifera is the source of this 816-nucleotide messenger RNA. Its product is annotated as probable xyloglucan endotransglucosylase/hydrolase protein B. Gene Ontology annotation, biological process: glucan metabolic process. Gene Ontology annotation, cellular component: apoplast; cell wall. NCBI's taxonomy places the organism in Eukaryota, Viridiplantae, Streptophyta, Magnoliopsida, Santalales, Ximeniaceae. Gene Ontology annotation, molecular function: hydrolase activity, hydrolyzing O-glycosyl compounds; xyloglucan:xyloglucosyl transferase activity. The record is from RefSeq and is a predicted model, not a curated record. Bases 1 to 816 code for a protein of 271 amino acids. The transcript has 4 exons.